ACAUCUUGAGCGCAGUUUUUACAGUGUUGUGCAAUAAUCCAGUCCGAUAUUGUGAUAAGGUGACCCCUCUCAUAACUACGUUGAAAUGGUUAUCAGAAUUCUCCAACAGAAAUACACAGGUGCUUGAUUAGCGCAAGGAUCCACAAGCCUGCACCAGAAUGAAACAUCCGCCAAAUUCAAAGGAAAAGUAACUACAUUAUCAUUUGAUUAAUGUUUUCAAGCCGUUUCGCAAACCAUACGAAUUUUGAAGGAGAGUGAUAUGAUGUAGAUCGACACGAGAUCGUAGAUAGCCGUGUAUUAGCGAAUGACCUGAAUGUUGUAGCUUGUCCACGAUCCUCUUUAUAUCUGAAGAUUCUGUUUACUAAUCUCUCCUAUGAAUCCGCGGAUAUAUGUAAUGAGUUCACCAGCCAAUCAUACAAUCAAUGAUGAUGGGAACAAUGACGACCUAAUCUAGUAAACAGACAUUCGGUGAUGGAGUUUGGAAACACGGAUAACACGCCGACUAUUCAAAGGUACAACUUAUCUAAAGUAAAUGAAGACGAUGAAAAAGAGCUAUUGAUGACGGAUGGGAGUGUUAAAGAAUGCGAAUUAUCCCACCAAACACGAGAGGAGUGGGACAUAUCAGUCACAGACAACGAGAUAAGGAACAGUCCAAACAUGUUGGAAGAAAAUUCAAAUUCUGAAGAAAAGGGAGGAACAUUCUGGUUCCGACUAAAGAAAGACAAUGUGUUCCGAAAGAAAUACCUCUUGACCUCUGCAUACAUCAUGUCCUUCAUUUCUUUAGGAUGGGUGGAGGGACAGCUUGGUCCCACAUUUCCAGAUCUUCUGUUUAUCACUGAAUCAACACUAGAUCGAGGUUCCGUAUUCUUCACCACAGCCACGCUGGGAUAUCUCCUGGGAUCUAUGAUCAUGGGCUACUUGUUCGACAAACAGAACAUAGACAAAAACUUGCUGCUGUUUCUAAGCAUGAUUGGAUACAGUAUCACUAUUGUUAUCGUGCCUUGGUGUGGGCUUUACGAGAUCAUGGUCAUCAUUCACAUCUUUAAGGGAGCUUUUGGUGGCAGUUUGGAGACAUGUGGUAAUGCCGGUCUGAUGCAUAUAUGGGGUCGCGAAGGUGACCCAUACUUCAAUGCUUUACAUUUCUCUUUUGCUGUUGGUGGAAUACUAUCUCCCUUAGCUGCCGCGCCAUAUGUGAUGUCACAUGACCAUGCCGCUAGACCUCUCGCUAUGAAUUGGACACACGAUUUUUCAAACACUAGCUCAGGAAGUAAUGGGGAUCUCUAUAACAUAACUCAUCUUAAUUCAACACAGAAAUCGACGGAGAUUCAAUCAUCCAUGAUUUACAUUCCUUACACCACCAGUGCCGGACUUUGUCUCAUGACUUCUCUUCCAUUUCUUGUAUUUUUCUGUGUAUCACUACAGAAAACGCUUCAAAGGGAAAAAUCAAAAGAGGAAGUCGAAAGCAAACGUAAAACUCAAAAGCGACUACGAAUUAUGGGAUUCAUAACCAUGACUAUAUAUAUGGCGGUGUACUGUGCAGUACAGGACAUAUUUAUUGGAUUUCUAACAACAUUUGUUGUAUCAGAAUUGAACUGGACAAAUUCUGAAGGAAGCUAUCUCACCUCUGCUUAUUGUGCUUUAUAUGCUACUGGGCGGUUCUUGGGAAUUUUCCUCGUACAAUGUUUUAGCUCUGCAAAAAUUAUAUUCGCAUACAAUUUCAUGCUCAUAAUAUCUCUGUCUGGAUUUUUAAUGGUGUCAUUUUAUGACGUCAUAAUUGGCAUCUGGAUAUUUACGUUAAUGACAGGUUUCUCUUCGUCAGUGAUUUUUCCUGUGGUGUUUAUGUGGACGGAACAGAAGUUUCUAAGAGUGACAGGAAAAGUAGCAUCAAUUUUCAUUGUGGCUUCGUCCAUUGGGGUGAUGGUAAACUCGCCGAUUCUAGGGGCAUUAAUGGAGAUGUUUACACCAAUGUGGUUUUCGUAUCUUUUAUUAGCAGAAACCGUCUUUGUAUUCAUGCUUUUCUUUGCGGGUUUAUUCAUAGCAAGAAGGAUUGAUUCAGAGAAAGCCAUAACACUGGACGUGGAAGUAUCCGAUUUCAAUGAGAAAGCAGAUGUUUGAUCUGGUUUAAUACAUGACAUAAUGUUUGACAUAAUAUUGGAUUACUUUGUCACCAUCAGUAUGUGAUUUUGAUUGUCAACAUAUACUCUUAUUUACAAUACUAAUUCGUUUGUCGUAUACUUUCAGUUUAAAUUUUGAUGCAUUUUUGCAAUAAAGUUUGUAAAUGAUUUAAAAACAAG
This is a messenger RNA of Ostrea edulis (European flat oyster), 2294 nucleotides long. Its product is annotated as sodium-dependent glucose transporter 1-like. NCBI's taxonomy places the organism in Eukaryota, Metazoa, Mollusca, Bivalvia, Ostreida, Ostreidae. The transcript has 5 exons. The coding region runs from base 472 to 2115 and encodes 547 amino acids. The record is from RefSeq and is a predicted model, not a curated record.